This is a messenger RNA of Brassica oleracea var. oleracea, 2301 nucleotides long. Its product is annotated as probable WRKY transcription factor 16. Lineage: Eukaryota; Viridiplantae; Streptophyta; Magnoliopsida; Brassicales; Brassicaceae. Gene Ontology annotation, biological process: defense response; signal transduction. The transcript is spliced from 3 exons. The record is from RefSeq and is a predicted model, not a curated record. The coding region runs from base 61 to 2184 and encodes 707 amino acids. Gene Ontology annotation, molecular function: ADP binding.
AGAGAAACUGAAAUUUCAGACAAAAGGAUUUGAGAACUUCCACUAGAAAAAAAACACUCAAUGGAGACUUCAAGUGUGAAUCAACAUGACGUAUUCAUUCAUUUCAGCUUGGAAGAGUUCCGCUACUCCUUUGCCAGCCAUCUCUCGGCUGCUUUCAGCCGGAGUAGUAUCUCCGUGUUUGUUGCAGAAGACACCAGCGGUGCGGCAGUGACAUCAAAUACUGAUUUUCAGCUACCUGAUGCCACUCAGUCUGCCAUUGAAGGAACUAAGUUUAUUGUGGUAGUUUUCUCCAAGAAAGACGCGUUCUCGCCGCUCUUCUUGGAAACGCUCGUGAAGUUCCUGGAGCGGCGUAAAGACGGUCUGGUCGUGGUGAUUCCGGUCUUCUAUGGUGAUGUCACUCUAUCAAUGAUUGAGCAAAAGAUGGAAAGUUUCGGAGAAGCUUUUUCCAACCACCUACAAGGAAGAUGGCGAAACGGUCUGAUUGAAGCCGCGAACUUGCGAGGCCAUAAGUCAAGUGAUCAACGAAAUGACUCGGAGUUAGUGGAUGAAAUUGUUGCAGAUGUGCGCGAGAAGCUGUAUCCAACUGGUACGAUCGGCUUUUAUUCGAGGUUUCUUGGGAUUGAGAACUUGCUUCGCAAGCAAUCUCAUGACAUCUACCGGCUAGGGGUGUGGGGUACACCUGGUGUAGGCAAGACUACCAUAGCUCAAACAGCCUUUAACCUAAUGUCUCAGGACUUUGAAGCUCAUUGUUUUCUCGAAGACUUCCACGUGAAUUUUCAGGAGAAAGGACUAUACAAAUUGCGGGAAGAGCAUUUCAUCGAAAAACUAAAAAGGACAACUGUUCUUAUUGUUCUUGAUGAUGUGCGUAAUCCGAUGGAAGCCGAGUCUUUCCUUGGAGGAUAUGAUUGUUUUGGUCUCGCGAGUUUAAUCAUCAUAAUAUCACGAGAUAAACAAAUUCUUUACCAGUGUCAAGUCCAGGGUUUUUUCGAGGUAACAUCCUUAAACAAGAAGGAGGGUCUACAACUAUUCAACCAGUUCGCGUUUCCAGAGAAAGAACCAAGUGAUAGUAAUCUAGUAGAAGUGUCAAAGAAGGUCGUUGAGUAUGCUAAUGGGAAUCGUGCAGCUCUUUGCUCCUAUGGCAGAGCGCUGAAGGAGAGAGCAAAACCAGAAGAAAUGGAAGUAGAGUUCGAAAAGAUCAAGCGUCAUCCUCCACAGGAGAUUAUGGACGUUUUCAAAAGCAGUUAUGAUACGCUCACCGACCACGAGAGGAACAUAUUUUUGGACAUUGCUUGUUUCUUUAAAGACGAAAAACUAGACUACAUCUUGAGAAUUCUUGAAGGUUGUGGGUUUUUUCCUCACGUUGGAGUUGACCGUCUUGUGGAUCGGUCUCUUUUGAUGAUAUCAGAGAACAAAAAGGUGAAGAUGCAUAAUUUGAUACAAGACGUUGGUCGGGAAAUCGCCAAAACAGAAAACAGUCACAUUGCGAGAAUGUGGGAACCGUCAAGCAUCAAGCCAUUACUAGAAGAUGAUGAACCUAAGGAAACUGAAUUUAUCGAAGGAAUAUUUCUUGACACGACAAACAUAAACGUUUUUGUUAACCCUAAUGUAUUUGAGAAUAUGUAUAAUCUUAGGCUGUUAAAGAUUUACAGUUCAAGCUCUGAACCUUCUCAAGAACUAUAUCUCCCCAAGGGGCUAGAAUCUCUGCCUUAUGAGCUCAAACUGCUUCACUGGGAAUACUAUCCGUUGCAAUCCUUGCCUCAAGAUUUUGAUCCCAGCCACCUUGUUGAAAUCAAUUUGCCUUAUAGUCAGCUUCAAUAUCUCUGGACAGGAACCAAGGUAAACGCAAUUGUUUUUUUUUGUUCACUCUUGCAUUUAUGGAAUUACUUUGUGUUUCAUUUUGUUUUACAGAGUCUAGCGAAGUUGAAGAUAAUAAAUCUUAGUCAUUCUCAGAAACUAGUUGAAGUUGAUGAACUCUCGAGAGCUUGUAGUCUUAAGGAGAUCGUUCUAAAAGGUUGCACAACUUUGGAGCGCACCCCACGCAUUGAUCAGCUAAAGAAUCUUGAACUUCUUGAUCUCUCUUGUUGCACGAGAAUCAAACGUACAGAACUUAUAGAGAUGAUCAAACCACUGGAUACAGGAGGACUGAGAGAAAUAGAAUCUGGAUCAAUGGUGUUCUCCACUUAAGGGAAGACUGUGGAUAACACAGAGAGGCUUUAAGAUUACAAAAUUUAAAACCUUUUUAUGUUGAAUACCUUUGAGUCGCUCCAAAACUUAAGCUUGCUAGAUACACUUCUAGAUGGA